Molecule: messenger RNA, 3600 nt
Organism: Westerdykella ornata
Lineage: Eukaryota; Fungi; Ascomycota; Dothideomycetes; Pleosporales; Sporormiaceae
Product: DNA replication factor C, large subunit
Exons: 4
Coding region: 151-3393 (1080 amino acids)
Biological process (GO): DNA repair; DNA replication
Cellular component (GO): nucleus; DNA replication factor C complex
Molecular function (GO): DNA clamp loader activity; DNA binding; ATP binding
Source: RefSeq, a predicted model, not a curated record
AGCGGCGCGGGCGAACACGAUACGUCUGCCUGUUGUGGACGCCUAUUAUAACGUCGACGAACCCAUUUCCGACGUUUGAUGCUGCAUAGCAUCGUUUGCAUUCCGCACGACUUCUGCUGUUAUCCUGGAGUGUAAUUGUAUGAGGAAAGCAUGCCGAGGGAUAUUAGGAGCUUCUUUGGAGGCGGGCCAGCGAAGGCGUCUUCGCAGCAGGAGGAUGAGAAACCCGCAGCGACAAAAGCAGCACCGAAGAAGAAAACCACUCGUCCAGCUCGAGUAAUUGAGGACUCUGACGAUGAUGAAAAGGUCGAGGAGGUAAAACCAAAGAAGGCCAGUCCUAGAAAGCCCCCGCCCAAGAAACCGAAACGUGAGCCGUCGCCCGAGCUAGAAGAGACGACCACCUCAGCGUUCUUCGCCAGCAAGAACAAACCGAAACGAUCCGAACCAGUGAAGGCAAAGAAGCCGGCUGCGUCCCCCAAGAAAGCUACUCCGCAAGCGACACCUGUUAAGUCGAAUGGUACGACUGGUGGCAGGGGAUCUGCACGAGGGAAAAAGGUUGUCAGCUAUGCGGAGCGAGACGAUGAGGAUGAAUUCCCGGAUGACGAUCUCGAAGUGGCUGAUGACAUCUUUGGGGAUGAUUAUAAGAGACAUGGCAAGAAGGAUGAUUAUGUCGAGGUGGCUGAUAGUGCUGAUGAAGAUGCACCAAUUCCCUUACCGCACCGCGGGACCCCAAAGCAUCCGGCGCAGAAGCAGAAGAAGAUCAAGGAUGAAGAUGACUUUGAGCCUGAUGACGAGGAUGUCGACAUGAAGGAUGUGGAUGCUGAGGAUGACUUCAUGGAGCCGGAGGAGGAGGAGCGAGCGGUGACGAGCAAGCCUAAGAAAUCCUCAGUCGUUGGCCGAAAGCGCAAAACUCCAGAAGAGGACGAAGAGGAGGAAGAAGCCGAGGCGCCGAAGAAGACUCCUGCUAAAAAGGCCACUCCUGCAAGAGCAAGAGCCCCGGCGAAGAAGAAGGCUAAGACAGCGGACGCACCAGAAGAUGCUGGAGUGCAAGCCAUCUACGACAGCAUUCCUCUGGUACGGGCGCCUACGCCGCCUCCCAAGGAAGAGGGCGCCAAAUUCGACUGGCGAGCGACCAGAGGGCAUGGAGAUGCAGGCCCAGCGAGCGGAUUCUCAGGCGAAAUGCCCUCUGGAACCGAAACUUGUCUCGCCGGGCUCAGCUUCGUGUUCACGGGCGUUUUGGACAAGUGGGGUCGAGAGGAAGCGCAAGCUCUGGUCAAGCGUCAUGGCGGAAAGAUUACAGGGGCUCCCAGUAGGAAGACGGACUAUGUCGUACUUGGGAACGACGCCGGUCCUAGCAAGUUGGCGAAGAUUCGGGACAUGAACAUCAAGACUAUCAAUGAGGAAGGGCUUACCCAGCUCAUCCUGAAACUGUCCGCACGGGAUGGCGCCGGCAGCUCGAAGGCACAAGCCGCAGCCCUAGAGAAGCAGCGCAAGGAGGAGGAGAAAAUCCGAGAGCAGGCUGCGCUGAUGGAGAAAGAAGAGCAACAGCGAUUGAAGGCUGCGGCAGCCGCUAAAAAGGGGAGUUCUGCUGCCGCUGGCAAGGCGGAGGAACCAGCUGUGGAUUCUCGGUUGUGGACUGUCAAGUACGCUCCUACAAACCUCAACCAGAUCUGCGGUAACAAGGCCACGGUCGAGAAGCUUCAAAGGUGGCUUCAGAGAUUUCCAAAGAGCCAGAAAACGGGCUUUAAGCUUGCGGGCCCCGAUGGAAGUGGUGUGUUCAGAGCGGUUAUGCUUCACGGUCCUCCUGGUAUUGGUAAAACCACAGCAGCGCAUCUGGUUGCCAAGUUGGAAGGCUAUGAUAUUGUCGAAAGCAACGCCAGUGACACACGCAGCAAGAAGCUUGUUGAGGAAGGCCUUCGCGGUGUCCUGAGUACCACGUCCUUGCUUGGAUAUUUCGCCGGGGAUGGGAAGAAGGUCGAGCAGUCGAGGAAGAAGCUUGUCCUAAUCAUGGACGAGGUUGAUGGAAUGUCAGCAGGGGACCGAGGUGGUGUCGGCGCUUUGGCUGCAGUGUGCAAGAAGACGGAGAUUCCGAUGAUUUUGAUCUGCAAUGACAGGCGGCAGCCCAAGAUGAAGCCUUUUGACUAUGUUACCUUCGACCUGCCUUUCCGUCGACCGACCGUGGAUCAAAUACGAUCGCGGAUCAUGACCAUUGCCUACCGAGAGGGACUGAAGAUGCCGGCGCCUGUUGUCAAUGCUCUGGUUGAGGGCAGCAACGCCGAUAUUCGACAAGUGGUCAACAUGAUAUCAACUGCGAAGAUGGACAAGGAGGCUAUGGAUUUCGACAAGGGCAAGGAGAUGUCGAAAGCGUGGGAGAAGCACGUCAUUUUGAAGCCGUGGGAUAUCACGCACAAGAUCCUUGGGGGCGGCAUGUUCGCUUCCAGCAGCAAGGCGACACUGAACGACAAGAUUGAACUCUACUUCAACGACUUUGAGUUCAGUCCCCUCAUGCUUCAGGAGAAUUAUCUCGGCACGCAACCAAUCCGAGCCGCCAGCUACAGCGGCCAGGAACGGAAACUCAAGCUGCUUGAGCUCGCCUCCGAAGCCGCCGAUAGCAUCAGCGAUGGAGACCUUGUCGACCGGAUGAUCCACGGAUCUCAGCAGCACUGGUCUCUCAUGCCCACCCAUGCCGUGUUCAGCUUUGUUCGGCCGGCCAGCUUCGUCGCCGGUAGCUUGGCCGGCAACCAAACGCGCUUCACCUCUUGGCUUGGCAGGAACAGCAACCAGCAGAAGUUGACGCGUAUGGUGAAGGAAAUCCAAGCUCAUAUGCGUUUGCGGUCUUCGGGCGACCGACAUGAGGUUCGGCAGAAUUACAUUCCUGUCUUUUGGACGCAGCUCGUCAAGCGAUUGGAGGACGAAGGGAAAGAUGCUGUACCAGAGAUUAUCGACUUGAUGGACAGCUACUUCUUGACGAAGGACGACUUUGAUGCGAUCAUGGAGUUGGGCGUGGGGCCGAUGAGCCAAGAGAAUGUCAAGAUUCAGUCGCAGGCGAAGUCGACUUUUACGAGAUUGUAUAAUCAACAGUCUCAUCCACUGCCGUUCAUGAAGGCCAGCCAGGUUGUGGCGCCCAAAAAGGCCACCAAGGAGAAGCCCGACCUUGAGGAAGCUCUUGAAGAAUCCGACGAAGGUGAAGUCAUUGACGAGAUCAAGGAGGAUGAUGAGGAUGUGGAUAUCAGCAAGGACAAGUACGUCAAGCAGCCUAAGAAGAAGGCGCAGCCGCAGAAGUCAAGGGGCAAGAAGAAGGCUGAUGAGGAGGACGAUGAAGAGAGUGAGGAGGAGGUUAAGCCUAAAGGAAAAGGCAAAGGAAAGGCCGCGGCUGGGAAGGGAAGGAAGAAGUAGGGGACGGUAGCGGGGCGGAGGACAUCAAGGGCAUAGGAUAAGGAGUAAGGUGUCCUUCAGGGUUUACUAGGGUUGCAAGCUUAUGUUCAGCUGAGUUAGGCUUGAGUAUGCCUAUUUGAGGAUAGGCGUGGAUAGCCCGUCAUCUGUAUACCGCGGCUGUAUUUUCUUCAAGAAGUUCAUCAAUGGAUUACAUCAUGCUAAGGCUCC